AUGCCAAACUUGACAAACUUGACAAACUUCGGUGACGCAAUGGUUAGCGUGUCGAUCUUAUAUUGUUCUGAUAACUCAGAUCAUUAUGACCGUCGAAAGCUGUGGGUUCGAGUCCCACCCGAAAAUUUCAAGAAGAGUCUCUCACGGGCUAUUCCCAGCAAUACUCAAAAACGUAUCACGAUGGAGGCGUUGAAAGCGAAACAUGCGCAAAUGGUAAGGGAAGCUUUGGAAAGAAGAAGCAGAUGGGAGGUUCAGUGCCAAAAAGACAAAAGGGAAGAGUCCAAGGAUAAAAUGGACGCAGAGCUCGAACUACUAGCUAUCGGCUAUGUUAAAUCUAGUUGGUGUAUGAGCAAAGCAAAAAGAUGUCAGAGAUUCGACGAAGUCAAUCAGAAAUUGAGAGAGUCGUCGUGGAUGAGAGAAAUGAGAGCGAUCGCAAGAGAAGAUCGGAGGGAAAAGGCAGCAGCAGCGUUGAACGAGGAAGAAAAGCAGCUGGCUAGUCUUGGCGAUGAAAAUUAG
Sclerotinia borealis F-4128 is the source of this 516-nucleotide messenger RNA. Lineage: Eukaryota; Fungi; Ascomycota; Leotiomycetes; Helotiales; Sclerotiniaceae. The record is from the annotation of a GenBank genome assembly.